Nematolebias whitei (Rio pearlfish) is the source of this 667-nucleotide messenger RNA. RefSeq names its product meiotic nuclear divisions 1 homolog (S. cerevisiae) (gene mnd1). Gene Ontology annotation, cellular component: nucleus. Bases 1 to 642 code for a protein of 213 amino acids. The record is from RefSeq and is a predicted model, not a curated record. Gene Ontology annotation, biological process: reciprocal meiotic recombination. The transcript is spliced from 8 exons. Gene Ontology annotation, molecular function: double-stranded DNA binding. Lineage: Eukaryota; Metazoa; Chordata; Actinopteri; Cyprinodontiformes; Rivulidae.
AUGGUGCCUUCAUGGGCAGUCAGAACAUCAAAGAAGAAAGGACUCAGUCUAGAGGAGAAAAGAAGUCGAAUGAUGGAGAUUUUCUUUGAAUCUAAAGAUGUGUUUCAGCUGAAAGACAUCGAGAAGAUUGCUCCCAAGGCAAAAGGCAUAACUCCAAUGAGUGUGAAAGAAGUCCUUCAAAGCCUGGUGGAUGACAACAUGGUGGACUGUGAAAGAGUGGGAACGUCCAACUACUACUGGGCUUUUCCCAGCAAGGCCUUCCACCUUCGAAAGCACAAACUGGAGGAGCUACAGAAGCAGAUUUCUGAUGCAAAUCAGCGGAAAGCAUCGGUGCAGAAAUCGGUUGAUAAGGCAAAAGUGGGACGUCAAGAUACGGAAGAAAGAAGCUGUCUAAUGAAGGAGCUGCAGGCUCUCAGAGAGGAGCGAUCACAGCUGCAGGCUGAGCUGGAAAAGUACCGUGACUGUGACCCAGAAGUCAUCGAGGAAAUGAAAAAGUCAAACGUCGUCGCAAAAGAAGCCGUUUCCAGGUGGACGGACAAUGUUUUUGCCAUCAAGUCCUGGACAAAGAAGAAGUUUUCUUUUGACGAUUGCCGCAUUAAUAAAGCCUUCGGCAUCCCUGAGGACUUUGACUACAUGGACUGAGUCAAACAUUUUCACUGAAACAGUU